AUGUCCGGAGCUGAAGUCCAAGUUUCCUCUGACGUGUUCGUCGAGGCGGUCUCGGAUCCCAGAUUGGCAGCAGCCGUCGAGCAGUUGAGGGCGAGAGUCAACAAGUCGCCCGCCGGAGACAACUUGGAAGCGGUCGCCAAAGACGGGGUCUUGAAGUGGACAGUGGCCAACUUCGCGGGCACUGCCAAAACAUCCGACACAGGCGCCGCCCGCUACAUCGGUACCAGCUACAGUGUCGAGUAUCCGCCCACCGUGGGCACAUUUACAUUGACCCUCACGCCGAUCACCGCGACCCUCGUCCUCAAGGAUGAUGCCGAAGGGAGGGAGGUUACGUACAGGGGCGAGGGUGUCUCGAUGGGCCUGAAUAAUACCUACAGUGGAAGAUGGGUCUGGUUUCCCUGA
Messenger RNA from Sparassis crispa, 402 nucleotides. RefSeq lists its product as hypothetical. The record is from RefSeq and is a predicted model, not a curated record. The coding region runs from base 1 to 402 and encodes 133 amino acids. The transcript is spliced from 2 exons. Lineage: Eukaryota; Fungi; Basidiomycota; Agaricomycetes; Polyporales; Sparassidaceae.